UUCCCAUUCUUCGGCGAGCGGCGGAGGCGCCGACGUUUUCAGUUAUAUUGCUGCCUCCUUUGUCCCAUCCCCCGCGACUGACUUCCGAUUACGUCGGAUCCUACUCUCCCUUAUCCCUUCCCCCUUUCUCGCUUAUCCUCUCCUCUCUGUCUCUCUCUCUCUCUCUCUCUCUCUCUCUCUCUCCCACGAUCCCCGGAGCCAUCUCAUCUCCUGCAAUUAUAGCAAUUCCUCGAUCCAAGAUUGAAAACAUUUUACCGAGCACAGAGAAUAUAAAGAAGCAGCUCCUUCCUCUUCCUAACAAUCUAUUCCAAUUUCGGCAAUGGAUAUCACCAAUGAAGCGAGCGUGGACGCGUUCGCCAUCGGUCCGUCGUCGAUCGUCGGCCGGACGAUCGCCUUCCGAAUACUCUUCUGCAGCUCGAUUUCCAGCCUCCGGAAGCAAAUCUUGCUCUUCCUCCGCGCCGCCUUUCGCCGGCUGCGGGACGCCGUCCUCGCGGCGAUCUCCUGGUUUCACCCAAAGAAUCCGCAGGGGAUUCUCGUGAUGGUGACCGCGAUGGCCUUCCUGUUGAGAAGGUGCACCAACGUGCGGUCGCGGGCGGAGUCGGCGUACCGCCGGAAGUUCUGGCGGAACAUGAUGCGCAGCGCGCUGACCUACGAGGAGUGGGCGCACGCGGCCAAGAUGCUCGACAAGGAGACGCCGAGGAUGAACGAGGCCGAUCUGUACGACGAGGAGUUGGUGAGGAACAAGCUGCAGGAACUCCGGCACCGGCGGCAGGAGGGAUCGUUGAGGGACAUAGUGUUCUGUAUGCGUGCAGAUUUACUCAGGAAUUUGGGCAACAUGUGCAACCCUGCGCUCCAUAAGGGCAGACUUCAGGUGCCAAAACUCAUUAAGGAGUACAUUGAUGAGGUCUCAACUCAACUAAAAAUGGUAUGUGACUCUGAUUCCGAUGAGCUGCUCUUGGAAGAGAAGCUUGCAUUCAUGCAUGAGACAAGGCAUGCCUUUGGUAGGACAGCGCUACUCUUAAGUGGGGGUGCUUCAUUAGGAGCUUUCCAUGUGGGCAUGGUGAAAACUUUAGUAGAACAUAAGCUUCUUCCUCGGAUAAUUUCAGGAUCUAGUGUAGGUUCCAUCAUGUGUGCAAUUGUGGCAACACGAUCAUGGCCUGAGCUGGAGAGCUUCUUUGAGGAUUCUUGGCAUUCAUUACAGUUUUUUGACCAGAUGGGUGGGAUCUUUGCAGUGGUUAAGAGGGUUAUGAUACAUGGGGCAGUUCACGAGAUUAGGCAAUUGCAAAGGAUGUUGAGGCAUCUUACAAGCAAUCUAACAUUUCAAGAGGCUUACGACUUGACUGGUCGUAUUCUUGGUAUCACUGUUUGUUCUUCUAGAAAGCAUGAGCCACCACGAUGCCUUAACUAUUUGACAUCACCUCAUGUUGUUAUAUGGAGUGCUGUGACUGCUUCCUGUGCAUUUCCUGGCCUUUUUGAGGCUCAAGAGCUGAUGGCAAAGGAUAGAUUUGGAGAAAUUGUCCCUUUCCAUGCACCCUUUUUACUGGGCCCAGAGCAGGUGCCAGGAGAUUCAGCUCGCCGAUGGAGAGAUGGAAGCUUGGAGAGUGAUUUGCCCAUGAUGCAACUGAAGGAGUUGUUUAAUGUCAAUCAUUUCAUUGUCAGCCAAGCCAAUCCACACAUUGUCCCACUGCUGAGGCUAAAGGAACUUGUGAGAGCUUCUGGGGGUAACUUUGCUGCCAAGCUCGCUCAUCUUGCUGAGAUGGAGGUUAAACAUCGAUGCAAUCAAAUCCUUGAACUUGGAUUUCCGCUGGGAGGAAUAGCUAAGUUAUUUGCUCAAGAUUGGGAGGGUGAUGUCACUGUGGUUAUGCCUGCCACACUUGCUCAGUAUUCAAAAAUUAUUCAAAAUCCAUCUUAUGUGGAACUCCAAAAGGCUGCCAACCAAGGUAGGAGAUGCACCUGGGAAAAACUUUCUGCUAUCAAGGCAAAUUGUGCUAUUGAACUUGCAUUGGAUGAGUGUGUUGCCCUUCUUAACCACAUGCGUAGACUAAAGAGAAGUGCUGAGAGAGCAGCUGCUUCCCAAGGGCACACAAACACCUUCAGAUUUAAUGCUUCGAGGAGGAUCCCUUCAUGGAACUGCAUUGCAAGAGAGAACUCAGCAGGGUCUCUUGAAGAAGAUGGUCUUGUAGAUGCCGCUGCUUCAGUCCACCAAGGAACUGGCCUCAUAGGGGGACAACUGAACAGAGACAGUCGUGACCAACGAAGUGUGCAUGAUGGAAGUGAUAGUGAAUCAGAUAAUAUGGACCUAAAUUACCUAAAUUCUUGGACGAGAUGUGGUGGACCUCUGAUGAGGACAGCCUCCGCAAACAAAUUCAUCAACUUUGUGCAAAGCCUUGAGCUUGAGGCAGAAUUCAACAGGCCUUUGUCAAGGGAGGAUGAGGCGGAUGCUUUAACAGCCCACUCCAACUCCUUGGUGACUCAGAUGGUUGGCAGGGAUGCUUACCAUGGCAACUCUAGAGUAACAACCCCUGAUAGAAGCUCAGAGAACACAGACUCUGAGCUAGGUAGCAAAAGAGUUCCUGUGGCUGCUUCCACCAGCAUUAUGGUUUCUGAAGGAGAUAUGUUACAGGCAGAAAGGAUUAAUAAUGGAAUUAUGUUUAAUGUUGUGAAGAAGGAAGUUCUACUUGCGCAGUUGAGCAGCGACUCGGAACAGCACCGAGGGUCAUCACCAGAUGAUGUUGAUGUUGAAAAUGUACAUAUGGAAAGUUGUGAUGCCAGUUCUGAUUCUGACAGUGUUGAUGAUGAUGAAGUUCAAUCGGUCAGGGAAUCAGCUUCCUGCUGUGACCUGAUUACUUCUGAUCAACCCAUAACUGAAGGUUGAAAGAUGAGAAUUUAUAUUUCUUUGUUAAACUUCACACUGACCUGUGCAAAAUCAGGUUACAUUUUACAUUUGGUUGCAGCAUCUCCUUUUAGAAGUGCUGACAUUGGCUUAUUAACAAGAAGGCAUCCUGCAACAUUGUAUCUUCCAACCAUUCUGCAUUUUCUUUUGAAUGUGAAGCUUCUGAUGUUGUAUAUUGUUACCUUGCUUCCUUCAUCAGAAGAAUAAUUACUUACAGCUGACGUAUUGUUGAAAGUUCCACAUUCUAGAACAUAGAAACCUCAUUUUGUGGACUACCACAUUAGUGAAAUUGAAGUCACUGUGUAGGGCAUCAGGCUUUCUGGCUUUUGAUUCAGUUGACUUUUCCUGUAUGACAAUGCGUUCCUGAUUACAGGCAAUGUGCUCCAAUGCCAACGGAGGAGGCCGUGCCACUUUGAAUCUUGAAUCAAAGCUCACAGCUGCCACUCCAAGCUAUGAAAUUGAUGCUUUUCGGGUUCCAGGACAUAAAACAGAUGGCUUGGUCUGAAUGCCAAGGCAAUUCUGCAGCAGUCAGACUUCAACACAAGAAAUCGGCCAU
Messenger RNA from Phoenix dactylifera (date palm), 3449 nucleotides. Lineage: Eukaryota; Viridiplantae; Streptophyta; Magnoliopsida; Arecales; Arecaceae. The record is from RefSeq and is a predicted model, not a curated record.